This is a messenger RNA of Fragaria vesca subsp. vesca, 1077 nucleotides long. RefSeq lists its product as uncharacterized. Lineage: Eukaryota; Viridiplantae; Streptophyta; Magnoliopsida; Rosales; Rosaceae. Gene Ontology annotation, biological process: pectin metabolic process. Gene Ontology annotation, molecular function: methyltransferase activity. The transcript is spliced from 7 exons. The record is from RefSeq and is a predicted model, not a curated record. The coding region runs from base 247 to 1023 and encodes 258 amino acids.
GACACACACCAUUCCCACUACACAAGUCUCUCUCUCUCUCUCUCAGGCUAUAAGCUAAAGCCAAAUCCAAAGAGAGAAAAAUAGAAGCCCUUUUUUCUUUUCCUCUCUGUUUCUCCUUUUCGUUUCACAGAUCUAAGAUCCAGAAGCAUUGCCAAUCCCUAAACUCGUCAAUGUGCUGCUGACGUCCUGCUGAUCUCAGUGUAGAACAUUUUUGGAUUCAUUUCCUGCGAAGAAGAAGCAGCAGUCAUGUCGCGGAGGCAGGUGGGAUCCACGCGCCGGAACGGCAACUUUCCGUUUGCCGGAGCCUUCAACUCGAAAUCGAAAUCAUCUCCCUUGUUAUCCAUAGGGCUUGUAGUUGUGGGAGCUAUUCUUCUAAUCGGCUAUGUUUAUAAAGGCUCAGGUGCCUUUGGGGGUAGCAAGAUAGUUAGCAGAGUUGAAGGGGACUUCUCAUGCACGUUGGAAGUUCAAAGAGCGAUACCGUAUCUGCAGAAAGCGUAUAGUGGAAGCAUGCACAAAGUUCUGCACAUUGGCCCUGAUACUUGUUCAGUUGUCUCUGCGUUGUUGAAAGAGCAGGAAACUGAAGCAUGGGGUGUGGAACCAUAUGAGAUAGAGGAUACUGAUAGCCAUUGCAAGAGUCUUAUACGCAAAGGCAUUGUGCGUGUGGCUGACAUUAAGUUCCCUCUACCAUACAAAGCAAAGUCCUUCUCUCUUGUGAUUGUUUCAGAUGCUUUGGAUUACCUCUCCCCGAAAUAUCUGAAUAAGACUCUUCCAGAAAUUGCAAGGGUGUCUAUUGAUGGUCUUGUUAUUUUUUCAGGUUUCCCUGGUCAACAGAAAGCUAAACUAUCUGAGUUAUCGAAAUUUGGACGUCCUGCCAAAAUGAGGAGUACUUCUUGGUGGGUACGCUAUUUUGUCCAGACCAGCUUAGAAGAAAAUGAAGCUGCAAGCAAGAAGUUUGAGCAGGCAGCAACACAGGGGUCAUACUCGCCAAGCUGUCAAGUGUUUCACCUUAACUCAUAUCACUAAUAUAGAGAUCACAACACGUUGAUUCAUAAAUUUUGGUACCGCAACAAGGCUGCC